Messenger RNA from Dunckerocampus dactyliophorus (ringed pipefish), 847 nucleotides. RefSeq names its product phosphatidylinositol glycan anchor biosynthesis, class P (gene pigp). Bases 91 to 480 code for a protein of 129 amino acids. The record is from RefSeq and is a predicted model, not a curated record. Lineage: Eukaryota; Metazoa; Chordata; Actinopteri; Syngnathiformes; Syngnathidae. Gene Ontology annotation, biological process: GPI anchor biosynthetic process. Gene Ontology annotation, molecular function: phosphatidylinositol N-acetylglucosaminyltransferase activity. The transcript is spliced from 5 exons.
UGGAAGUGCGUGGGCAAAUGUAGGCACAACAAAUCAAUUGACGAUGCUGUUGGCAGAUUAAACACGCUAGAGAAACCAAAAAGACAGGUCAUGGUGGAAAACUCCCCUUCUCCUGUUCCCGAGAGAGCCAUAUAUGGCUUUGUUUUAUUCCUUGGCUCACAGUUUGGCUUCUUUCUGUACUGUGUGUGGGCAUACAUCCCAGAGGAGUGGCUCCAUUCAGUAGGACUCACUUACUGGCCUCAAAAAUAUUGGGCACUGGCUGUCCCAAUCUAUCUGCUGGUCGCAUUAACUAUCUUUGUUGUGAUGCUCUACGGAGUGAACAUGUACAACACGGCGCCGCUUGACUGUGUCGACACCAUUACUGAUGUAUAUGCAAGAGGCCAAAUGAAUGAAUUGCCCCAGAAAAGUCAAAUACCAAGACUAAAGGACAUGCCCAUCAGUGAAGUCAGCAAAAUGUUGUACUUGUCACCUAAGUUAUAAACAUGUUUUACUUUUUGCAGACAAAUGAAUGGUAAAGAUUAAGUUAUGCAAUGGAUAGAAAUGUCUUUUUUAAUAUACAUAUAUUCUUUAUAUGUACAGUAUGUUGUUUUUAUUAAUAAAGAGUUUGUUUUGAUGUAUUUUAACAAUAUGUAUGUCUCACUGAUGGCAUAGUACACAUGAAAUAAUUAAUCAUUCAUGCUAACCUGUGAACGUAAAUAUGAAUAGGUAAUGUAUUUAUAUGGCAUACUGUCUUUUUAGACUUGAUUUAAUGCAGAAUAAAUUAAAUAUGCCGUUUAUAAAGAAAAUCAUUGUUUUGUACAAUACUGUGUACAGUACAGGUUUAAAAAAAUGCACUUGAGUACACUAG